Marchantia polymorpha subsp. ruderalis is the source of this 1698-nucleotide messenger RNA. The record is from the annotation of a GenBank genome assembly. Lineage: Eukaryota; Viridiplantae; Streptophyta; Marchantiopsida; Marchantiales; Marchantiaceae.
AUGAUACGAUAUGAUAUGAUCUUGCUGCUGGUCCAGAAAUCAACAGCUUCCGAGGCCGAAAGGGCAUCGUCCUGUUCAUGCUCCCAUACAGUUCUAGUCUGUGUAGACAAUCCGAUGAAGCUCACCGCUUCAGAUGUUGUCACUGCUUUCGCCAACGCGGAUGUCUCGAGUCUGGACGAGGCGGAACUGCGCAACUGUUUGCAGCUCGUCUCCAGGACGAAUCCAUUCGGGGCCGUCGAGGUGUCGGCGAAGCAAAUUCUGCCGGAUGCGAGAUGGUAUCAGUUGCCCGACGUCGACCGUGUUCUCGAAGUUGCCCGAUUCAAGCUUCACUUCUCAGUGACAAUCAGUCAGCUAUCAAAAAACAUCUACCUCAUUGAUCGAGUCUCGGAGGAGGCCAGAUCUUCCGCCAAGCUCCGACACGUUCUGGAAGCGAUUCCCAUUCGAGAUCCUCCGCCUGUGACAGACUCUCGCACGGAUCGUCCGAUGAAAUUCCCAGAGAGGCCCGGCGUCGAAGCUUCUCCGGAUGGGAGCCAGCUGAAGAGGUUAUCUUCCCCGAGGCCACCUCGAAUUCCAAUUCAGCCGGCAAGUCUCAAAGUCUACGAUCAAAAUCCGCUGCAAGCUCAUGAUAAGGAGGUCGCUGGCAUGAGGACGAUACGUUCCCCGAGGCCAGCUCGAGGUGGAGCAAAUCCCCCACGACCGAACGAUGGUGAUCACGAGCCUGCAGCUUUUGCGCCCACUGAGGCGAAGGCACUCCUCGAGGUCACAUUGACAUCGUCCUCGCCUCCACGGUCGCCACCAUUGCAACCAAUAAAACGUUCAGAGUCAAUGCAGUGGCUUCCAGCUUGCCCUCCCCGCGUUUUACCAUCGCCUCCAAUAUCGUAUCCUCCGACGAAUCCACCAUCUCCAGCGAAAGGUCGUCCGGGAGACAGAAUCGAACGUGGAUAUGUCAGGCUCCAAUCGGCUUGUAACAGGAGUGGGCUGACUAUGAAGGCGCUGUGCAGGAGCCUUCUGAAAGAGUCUGCCGAUCUGAUGGAGUACAGCAUCGAUCGGGAGAUUCCCUCUCUUACAGAGGAGGUCGACUUCGAGGUGAAGUCCUGGAGUCAGAGCUCGAGGGAGCUCCAAGACCUGCAUUCUGGAUGGAUCAGUGCCCAUGUGGCCUGGAAAUCCUUCGAGGGGGGUUGCUUUGCAGAUUGGGGUCCUCCCAUGGAAAAGUUCUUCGAGCAAGCGCAGCAAGAGCUUCAGAGGCUUUGGACCUUUCUUCUCGAGAAGAGUAGUUGCAUGGAGGAGCUUUUGAUUCUUCUGGAUGCAGAUCAUGAACAAUCCACCUCUUUCAAUGAUGGAGAGCCGAUCGUAUCCACGUUUUUGAAGUUUGCGGAGAACUACAAGAUCUGCGCUGAUGAAAUUCAGAAGGAGAGAGAAAUGGCUUGGAAGCUCCCCGAGGUACAUGUGCUGGAUGAUAUUUUCGUUUGGGGCGCAUCGGAUCUGGACAUGGAUCACCUGAGGAAUUUGAUGAGCUUUUGCCCGAACAAAGAACAGAGGGACAUGUUCAGCCUGCUGGUGAGCGAAGAAGGCAGUGCAGAUGCAGCAAGACAGAAGCUCUUGGAGUUGAUGAGUGUGCCGGGAAUUCACACUAAGCUCUUGUUGGAACGGCUGAACGAUCAUAUUGCACUCACAAAUGACGACUCGUCAGCCAUAUGA